AUGCCUUCGAGUGUCAUCAGCAAGCCCGUGAUCGAACAUUUCGUUCCGGUGAAGCCUACGAAGAAGGAUCUGCAAUACGCCGAACUGGUCCAGCUGGACCUCUCCACAUUUGACGAUGGCGACGAUGCGAGGCGCAAGCUUGCGAAGCAACUGGACCAGGCGAUGCGCACCCAGGGCUUUUUUUAUGUCAUCAAUCACGGGCUGAAGAUCGAAGAUAUCAACCGGCAGGUUGACAUCGGACAUCACGUCCUGACCAAAACUCCGUUGGCGGAAAAGCAGCGGCUGGAAGGGAAAAUGAAGCAGGAGGGGGACUACCAGGGAUUCAAAUUGCGCCAGUACUGGACCAUCGACCAAGGGGUCAAGGAUCAGAUUGAGCAGUACAACUGGAAUCGCAACCUGACUUUGCGGGAGCACCCGUCGACGUUUCUACCCUUCCGGGACGAGAUCGAGGUCCUGAAUCAAUACGUGCACAAGCAGAUCCUGUUCCGGCUCCUGCGACUCUUUGCAAUCGCCCUGGAACUGCCAGAAGAUUUCUUCGUGAAUCUGCAUCAGUACGAUGUUGCCGAUCUCUCGUGGUACCGAUAUAUGAUGUUCUUUCACGAGCACGAGGCCGGUGAUAUGACGAAAACGAAGGGGGUCUGGCUCAAGGGUCAUUGCGAUUUCGGGUCCCUCACCCUCUUGUUCAGUCAACCCAUGGCGUCGCUGCAGUUGAUGGAUCACCACAGUCAGCAAUGGCGGUGGGUGAAGCACAUUCCGGGGGCCAUCGUGGUCAACGCCGGCGAAAUGUUCGAGUGGUGGACGGGGGGGUAUUACAAGGCCACCAUCCAUCGAGUGUGUCAGCCCCCAGCAGACCAGCGCAACCAGGAUCGAUGUGGACUUUUCUAUUUUGUCGUUCCCAACAGCCACGUGAAGAUCAACACCUUGUUGGACGAGUCUCCGGUUCUUCGACGGGCGGGCGUUGAACGCAAAUUCGAACCUGGCACCGAGCCCACAUCCGAGUCAUACAGUCGAGCCCGGAUCGGCGCAUAUGGGACGUCGGCGCUGUUUACCCAGAAGGGGUCUGGGGUGCAAGAGGAGCUGGUGGGGGGUGUGAAGACCAAGCAUUAUAACUGA
Molecule: messenger RNA, 1113 nt
Organism: Penicillium riverlandense
Lineage: Eukaryota; Fungi; Ascomycota; Eurotiomycetes; Eurotiales; Aspergillaceae
Exons: 1
Coding region: 1-1113 (370 amino acids)
Molecular function (GO): dioxygenase activity
Source: RefSeq, a predicted model, not a curated record